AUGUCUAAUCUUGUUAAUGGUAGUCGUUUAGGUGAGUCCCCCUUCCAAAGAGGUAACAGACAGGGUGGCCCUUUAUCUCCUUUCCUCUUUCUCAUUGAUUUUCAAGGGUUUAAUUGUCUUAUGAAUAAGGCGAUCUCUCUUAAUCUCUUCGAGAGAGUCGCCAUUGGACAUGACAAAGUGCUGGUUAACCAUUUGCAAUUUGCAGAUGACACAGUGAUAAUUAGCGAAGCCUCAAUUACUAAUGUUAUGCUAAUCAAAGGCAUCCUUAGGCUUUUUGAAAUCUCUUAUAGCCUCCGAGUGAAUUUCUCUAAGAGUUAUAUCCAUGGUAAUAUUGGUAACCCAAAGCUUGCAGGUCUAGCUGAAAUUAUUGGGUGUAAAAUUGGAAGCUACUACAACAAAAAUGCUGAUAGAAAUCGGUUAAAAACCGUUAAUAUCACUGAAAUUGUUGAUGUUCAUCUAAUAGAUUAUCUCUUCUGUGCCUAA
This is a messenger RNA of Salvia miltiorrhiza (redroot sage), 483 nucleotides long. RefSeq lists its product as uncharacterized. NCBI's taxonomy places the organism in Eukaryota, Viridiplantae, Streptophyta, Magnoliopsida, Lamiales, Lamiaceae. Bases 1 to 483 code for a protein of 160 amino acids. The record is from RefSeq and is a predicted model, not a curated record. The transcript is spliced from 2 exons.